AAUAGCUGAAAGCGCGGUGCGUUACUUGCAGUCUGCAUGGUUUCACCCCUGUCGAACACAUCUUCAGUGUUAUUUGCACCAAAGAGGAUCCUCUUUGAUUGCACUGUCUCUAAUCAUAUAAAUACUACAACUACCCAUAAGGAUGACUACUGCGAAAGCGUAUAUUAAAGGCUCGGCAUUUCCACCGCUAUCAGAGGGCACUCUUCGACUGUACAGUAUGCGGCUGUGCCCCUUUGCACAGCGUGUUCGCCUGGUGUUGGCCCACAAACAGAUCAACUACGAAACGAUCAACAUAAACCUGAAGGAGAAGCCAGAAUGGUUUCUAGAGCGUAACCCAUCAGGCUCUGUACCAGUGUUGGAAAAGGACGGAAAGAUAGUUUACGAAUCUGUCAUUGUCUGCCAGUACCUGGAUGAUGUAUAUCCACAGAACCGUUUAACUCCCUCUGACCCGUAUCAGAGAGCACAGGACGCCAUUCUGUUGGAUUAUUACUCCAACAAGUACAUUCCCAACUUUUACAAGAUUCUUAGGGAUCAAAAAGAUGAGGAAGCAAAAGAUACAUUUAAGAAAGCUGUGCAGAAGCUGGACGAGGAGUUGAAAGCAAGAGGAAAAUAUUUUGGAGGCAGUCAAGUAGCUAUGAUUGACUUCCUAAUAUGGCCUUGGAUUGAGAGGUUUUCUUUAGUGGCUGCAGUAUUCCCCGAAGUUGUCCUCUCAAAGAGCAACUUUCCUCGCCUCUUUGCGUGGAAACAAAACAUGAUGUCACUUCCGGCAGUAAAGGGCAUUGCCUUUGACGCAGAGUUUCAUCAAAUGUUCUUUCAGAAAUGGCUAGAAGGCAGCGCUGAGGCUUAUGAUGUGGGUCUCGAAGAAUAAAAUCUUUUUAAAAGAAACUGCAUAAUGCCCUUCUCAUAUUUGUAUUUCAAUAGGACUUCGGUUAAUACAGUAAUUUGCAAAUAUUUCGGCGAGGCACAAGAAAAAGCAUUACUUUUGCAAAAUACUGAGCAGUGAGCCAGUAGGAACAAUUCAUUAUCAGUAUCAGUCUUAUUUUAGAAUAUAAGUAUCAGUACAUCAACUUAACGUUACUGUGUUGUUGUUGGUUCGUCAACAAGUCUGUUCUAAUAUACGUAUGUAUUUUGUGCACGUAAUAAAAUCUUUAAAAAUUC
This is a messenger RNA of Pomacea canaliculata, 1158 nucleotides long. RefSeq names its product glutathione S-transferase omega-1-like. The transcript has 5 exons. Gene Ontology annotation, cellular component: cytoplasm. Gene Ontology annotation, biological process: glutathione metabolic process. Gene Ontology annotation, molecular function: glutathione transferase activity; glutathione dehydrogenase (ascorbate) activity. The record is from RefSeq and is a predicted model, not a curated record. The coding region runs from base 143 to 868 and encodes 241 amino acids. NCBI's taxonomy places the organism in Eukaryota, Metazoa, Mollusca, Gastropoda, Architaenioglossa, Ampullariidae.